AUGACUGUGGACGGCGAAGAAAAUCCCAGGGACCGUGUGUUCAUGGACAUUGCUAUCGGAGGACUCCCAUCGGGUCGUAUUGUGUUCGAGUUGUUCAAUGAUGUGGCACCAAAGACGUGCGAAAAUUUCCGGGCCUUAUGCGCUGGUGACAAAGGAGUUGGAAAAAAUACUGGAAAACCAUUAACAUAUAAGGGCAUGGUAUUUCACCGUGUAGUGAAGGAUUUUAUGAUCCAAGGAGGAGAUUUCAGCAAUGCCAAUGGAACCGGAGGUGAAUCAAUUUAUGGUGGUACAUUUGAAGAUGAAACAUUUGAACUGAAGCAUGAACGACCUUUCCUACUUUCUAUGGCAAAUCGGGGAAAGGAUACAAACGGGUCACAGUUCUUUAUAACAACACAGCCGGCGCCGCAUCUCGACAAUGUGCACGUAGUAUUCGGCCAGGUAGUGAACGGGGCGACGCUGGUGCGGCAGUUGGAAGCGCUUCCCGUGGAUCGCAACGCGAGACCUCUUCAGGACAUCAUCGUUACUAAUUGUGGACAGCUUGUGAAACUUAAGGCUGGCAAAAAACGUAAACAGGAUAAGGAAAAAGAAAAGGAAAAGGAUGAGAGUGAUGCCGAGUCUGAGAAGUCUCACAAGAAGGAAAAGAAAAAGAAGAAAGACAAGAAGAAGAAACGACAUCAAUCUGAGCAGUCUGAAGGUGAGCAAACUUCAGAGCCAUCUCAUCCGCUGGUCAGCACCACCAAAAUUGAUCCAAAGGAGAUCCCAGAUGUGCCCACCAAUAGAUUCCUCAUGAGAGCAACAAGGGAUGAGAAGGAAAAAGACACGAGGAGAGAUAGGGAGAGGCCGCGUUACAGAGAGCGCGAACGUCACGCGUACACGCGCAGCGGACGCAUCGUUAAGGGGCGUGGUGUGUUUCGAUACCGCACGCCGUCUCGCUCUCGCUCGCGAUCUCGUUCGGUGACGCCGCCGCAUUGGAGGCAGGCGCAACGGAGGAUCGUCAAACUCGCUGAUUUCGAGCGUAAUGAACAUGAACGGGUUCAGGAGAAUUUGAAGAAGCCGGUAGUCAAACAGUCGCAGAGGGUAACUAAUACACCGCCUAGACAAGGAGAGAAGGAGGAAGGAGAGUGUGAUACGACGUUGGAGCAAUCUCGGGAUGGAAAAGUUGACUACAACGCACUGGAUUUCGAAGAAGAUGUGGACCAGGAUGAGGAAGGCGAAAUCCCAUCUAAACGUAUGGAGCAGAAACGCCUUGCGGAUAACCGGGCCGAUAUACUGGCUAGGGCUCUUGGAGUCAACCCCAAACAUGAUCAGCUCAGGGACAUGAAAGACACACGUGACUUCCGUCGUCGCGAAGGUAUAUCAUCUGCUGUAGUUCAAGCAGCGCCCAAGCUCUCGUCAGCUGUGGCUCCCAUGGGGUCUGAGAGCCAGAAUAAGGGUGAAUACGACCCUUUCACGCUGCUAAGGAGCACGUUUUCAAGGAACAAAGAACAAGUGGCAAAAAAAGAGGUAGUGGAAAUCCGACGUGAAGUACCUAAAGAUAAAGAGAGAGAGAAAUAUCGCAACGAGAGAAACGAUCAACCUGAUCUUAGAGAAAGUCUAAGAAAGCGUGAGAACCGAGAUGACAGAAAUGAUAAAGAGGAUUUAAGUAAAGAUGACAGACACAAGCGAACCGACAAAUACAAGGUCAACGAAGACAAAAAUGAAAGAUACCGAGCUAAAACUAAAUCACCCGAACUUAGUCCUAGAACUUUGGACCGAUUUGAGAAAAAUAAAAGGGAUGAGAAGUCACACGAUCGAGAACCUAAACGCCAACGCGAUAUGGAGAGACGGUCUCAGGAUAAUACACCAGAUAGACCCAAAUCUCGUGAAUCUAAAGAUAGAAAGCGUGAUAAAUCUAAAGACAGAUCUAAAGAGAGACGUGAUAGGUCACGAGAUAAAUAUGAUAGGUCUAAAGAAAGACGGGAUCGCUCUAAAGAUAGACGUGGAUCCAAGGAAAGACGCGACCGGUCCAAAGACAGACGUGAUAAAUCCAAAGAUAGACGCGAUAAAUCUAAGGAUAGAUCGAAACGUAAUAGAUCAGAGAGAGAUUCGAAGGACAAAGAGCUGCAGAUUAAUGAGUUUGAUAUUGAGGGAAGAUCUAAAGAGAAAAUUAAGUCUGGGAAAGUGGACCCUGGGUACAGACAACAUCCAGAUACUUUUGACAUAGAGGGGAGAAAAACAAAAUCACCGCAACGCGAGCGCAAGGUUUCUUCAUCUGAUGGAAAAGAGAAAGAUGAGCAAGAGAAGAAAAAGGAAGAGGAAAGAAAUGAAGCUCGGAAAGAAUUGAUGGAGAUUGUUCGUUUGAUCAAGUCUAGACAACGCGAUCGUGAGAAUAAAGCUGCUGAAGCGAAAAAGAAGAAACGUGAUUCCAGUUCAUCGUCGUCUGAAGACGAGCGUUCGAAGCGACGUCGCACUCCAGACCGAGACAGAAGACGGAGUCGCAGUAGGUCUCGCCGCAGCACCUCUCGUUCCCGUCGCCGCUCGCUUUCGCCUCGGCGCAGGCGCAGACGCUCUUCAGACUAA
This is a messenger RNA of Pieris macdunnoughi, 2559 nucleotides long. The record is from the annotation of a GenBank genome assembly. NCBI's taxonomy places the organism in Eukaryota, Metazoa, Arthropoda, Insecta, Lepidoptera, Pieridae.